AUGGCUGCAGCGCGGCACGGGGGUUAUAGGAGCUUCGACGUGGCCAGGAGACAGGAGUUCGACCUGGAGCGUUCUAGGAGGAGCAAGGAGUACCGCCACUCGAGCCGCCACCGUGACUCGGAUCGCCACCGUGAUGGCAGCAGGGGCCGUGAAGUGCCCAACGGGUACAUCCGCCACCGCUCGCCGUAUGCGCCACUGAUGAGCCGACCUUCAAAAAGGAAGGACGAUAAGGAGCUUGACGAGGUCUCAAGCGACAGCGACUCGGAGUUUGGUGGGCGCCCACCAAUGCUGAGGGAGGAUGGGGGUCUUGGGGUCUGCAGGGAUGGAGGUGCGUUGCCAGCAAGCAAGAAGAGGAAGCACUCACCUGGAUUCCACGAUACGAGACCCCAUCGGACGCUGGCAGUCCUUCUUUCUGCUGCACCUCAAUACAAAGGAAAUGCCAAGUUUAAAGAUGGGCCUCUGUUGCAUGAGGAAGAAAAAGCCAUCAUGUAUGAAGAUAUUAGGAACAGAGGAGAUGAUCAUUGGGCUCCGUCAAGUGGUACUACACCACAAAUUCUGGAGGGUGAAACCACUGAGAACACUGAUGACAAGGAUGGAGACUAUGAGGCCAAUGAUGACAAGGAUGAAGACUAUGAAGAAUGUGAAGAGGUUUCCCCUACAACUGCUAAAGGAAAGCAUCAUGUUUCUGUUGGUCGAAAGGACAAGGGUAAAAAGCCCAGGUCAUUGGGAGGACAUUGGGUGCAAGAUCAAUUGAGCAAACUUGUGAUAGCAAGUGAGAAGAGCACAACAUCCGUUGAGUCUUUGGCAAGAAAGGAGGACAAUGGGUGCUCCAUUAGAGAUGUCAUGGCAUUGGUGAAGGAGUGUGGUACAGUUCCAGGAACAAAAGAACACUUCAUAGCAUCUCAAGUUUUUGUCAAGAGGGCAGAGAGGGAGAUGUUUAUGACUUUGGACACACCGGAAGAACGCUUCAACUGGCUUACAAUGAAACAUGAUUGGGUCACUAGGAUGAUUCACUAG
Messenger RNA from Zea mays, 1017 nucleotides. RefSeq names its product cyclin-dependent kinase G-1-like. The transcript has 2 exons. The record is from RefSeq and is a predicted model, not a curated record. The coding region runs from base 1 to 1017 and encodes 338 amino acids. Lineage: Eukaryota; Viridiplantae; Streptophyta; Magnoliopsida; Poales; Poaceae.